This is a messenger RNA of Spirodela intermedia, 2206 nucleotides long. The record is from the annotation of a GenBank genome assembly. NCBI's taxonomy places the organism in Eukaryota, Viridiplantae, Streptophyta, Magnoliopsida, Alismatales, Araceae.
AUGGACGCGGGAAUAGCCCUCAUCGUCACCGCCCUCCGCACCUUUGCCGACGUGGUCCAUGUCUUCCACAUCUGGCUCCAGUUCCGUCUCGCCUACAUCUCAAAGGAAUCGCUAGUGGUUGGCUGCGGGAAGCUCGUCUGGGACGCCCGCGCCGUCGCCGCUCACUACGUCCUCUCGCCGAAGCGCUUCUGGUUCGACAUCUUCGUCAUCCUCCCGAUGCCCCAGGUAUCUGUCGCUCCGCCCUCCCGCAGGUCCUUGGCGGCGCCUGCUGCGCGUUUGCUCUUCAAUAUCGAACGUCUUGUAGGUGGUCCUCUGGCUGAUCGUGCCGAAGUUGAUCCGAGAAGGGAGGAUCAAGCUCGUGGUGACGAUCCUCCUCUUCAUCUUCCUGUUCCAGUUCCUCCCCAAGGUCUACCACAGCAUCGCCACCAUGCGGAGGAUGCAGAAGGUUACGGGGUACAUUUUCGGGACCAUCUGGUGGGGCUUCGCCCUCAACCUUGCCGCCUACUUCAUCGCUUCCCAUGUGAGUAGAGCCUCGAAUCGCCGAAAAAGGUGGAUCAAUUCAGGUAUCUGGGCCUCUAAAUCUUUUCUGUUCAGGUGGCCGGCGGCUGCUGGUACGUUCUAGCGAUCCAGCGGGUGGCUUCGUGCCUCCGGCAUGAAUGCGAGGGCAAAAACAGUUGCGGCCUCGUCCCGUUGGCCUGCUCCAAGGAGCUCUGCUAUCGGAUACCCUUACCGAGGGGUUUGGGCGAGUACUCCUGCAACAGCAACCUGACGAUGGCCGCUGCUAGGAAGAGCUUUCCCGAAUGUCUGCAACCAGAGGGGGCCUUCCCGUACGGGAUCUACAGUUGGGCUCUCCCCGUUGUCUCUGCUGACUCGGUCUCCGUGAAGAUACUCUACCCCAUAUUCUGGGGCCUAAUGACCCUCAGGUUAUUGUUUUGAAAAACUUCGGAACUUAUCUUGUUUUCGAACUUUUCGCAUCCAGGAAUGUCUCUGAUCCAUUCCCUAGAUCCGCAGCACCUUUGGCAAUGUUCUCGAGCCCACCAGUCAGUGGAUGGAGGUGGUCUUCAGCAUAAUCAUCACUCUCAGCGGUCUGAUGCUCUUCACAUUGCUGAUCGGAAACAUCCAGGUGGGCUGUAGCUUCAAAAAUCUCCUCCUCCCUCCAUCGUCUUCCCUCGUCUCCUCAGGCCGACGAACUUAUCCCCGACGGUGCAGGUCUUCCUGCAUGCCGUCAUGGCCAGGAAAAGGAAGAUGCAGCUGCGUUGCCGGGACAUGGAGUGGUGGAUGCGGCGGCGGCAGCUGCCGUCGCGGCUCCGGCAGAGGGUCCGCCAGUACGAGCACCAGAGAUGGGCCGCCAUGAGGGGCGAGGAGGAGAUGGAGAUGAUCCGGGACCUGCCGCAGGGCCUGAGGCGCGACAUAAAGCGCCACCUAUGCCUCGAUCUCAUCAAGCAGGUGGUCCAAAUCAACCCCUGUGUCGCUCCUCCUCCGUCCCCACGGUCCCUGACGCUGUUCAUCUGUCGUCUGCUCCUUGGAUCAUCGCAGGUGCCACUGUUCAAUAACUUGGACGACCUCAUCCUUGACAACAUCUGCGACCGGGUCAAGCCCAUCGUCUUCUCCAAGGGAGAGAAGGUGACGUAGAACGAUAAUCCCUCACCACCCUUCGCUGUGCUCAUUCUUCUUCUUAUUCUUCUUCUUAUUCUUCUUCUUCUUCCUCCAGGUGAUCAGGGAAGGCGACCCGGUUCAGCGCAUGGUGUUCAUCGUCCGUGGGCGCCUGCGGAGCAGCCAGUGCCUCAGCAAGGGCACGGUGGCGACCUGCAUGCUGGGGCCGGGGAAUUUCCUUGGCGACGAGCUCCUCUCAUGGUGCCUCCGCCGGCCGUUCGUCGACCGCCUGCCGACCUCCUCCGCCACCUUCGAGUGCGUUGAUCCGGCCUACGGCUUCUCCCUCGACGCUCACGACUUCAGGUACCUGACCGAGCACUUCCGGUACAAGUUCGCCAACGAGAGGCUCAAGAAGACGGCCAGGCACUAUUCCUCCAACUGGCGCACCUGGGCGGCGGUCAACAUCCAGCUCGCCUGGCGGCGCCACCGCGUGAGGACGAGGGGCGCCGCCCCUCCUCCCCCCCCGGAAAGCGGCUGUAGCGACGCCGAACGCCGCCUCCGGCAGUACGCCGCCGUGUUCAUGGCCAUCCGGCCUCACGACCACCUCGAAUAA